UUCAAACUAGAGACAAAUGUUAUAACUAUAAGGAAUGUGGGAAAAUCUUCCCUCCAUAUUCAAACUUUUCUGAGCAUCAGAAAGUCCAUGCUCUUGAGAAGGCUUAUAAAAUGUAAACAAUGUGGGCAAACAUUUACUCACAAGUCAAGACUUAUUCAACACCAGAGAAUUCAUUCUAGAAAGAAGUGCUAUAAAGGUAAUGACUGUGGGAAAGCCUUUAAUCAGACCUUAACCCAUGCUUCACAUCAGAUGAUUCAUAGUGAAGAGAAACCAUAUAAAUGUAGUGAAUGUGGGAGAUCCUGUCUCAAAAACUCAAUUCUUAUCAGGCACCAGAGAAUUCAUACUGGAGAGAAGCCUUAUAAAUGUCAGGAGUGUGGGAAAGCCUUUACUGAGGUGUCAACACUUAGUGUACAUCAGAGGAUUCAUACUGGAGAGAAGCCUUUUAAGUGUAAUGAUUGUGGGAAAGCCUUCAAUAGAAAUUCAACCCUUGUUAGGCAUCAGAAAAUUCAUACUGGAGAGAAGCCCUAUAAAUGUGACAAGUGUGAAAAAGCCUUCACUGGGAGCUCAAGCCUUAUUUUACAUCAGAUGGUUCAUACUGGAGAGAAGCCUUAUACAUGUAAUCAAUGUGGGGAAGCCUACACUAAAAACUCAAACCUUGUUAGGCACAUGAGAAUUCAUACUGGAGAGAAGCCUUAUAAAUGUGAGGAGUGUGGGAAAGCUUUCAGUGUGAUGUCAAAACUUACAACACAUCAGAAGAUUCAUAGUGAAGAGAAACCUUAUAUAUGUAAUAAAUGUGGGAAAGCCUUCACUCGAAAUUCAAACCUUUUGGAUCACCAGAAAAUUCAUUCUGGAGAAAAGCCUUAUAAAUGUGCUGAAUGUGGGAAAGCCUUCAGUCAGUGCUCAGUGCUUUGUAAGCAUAUGUUGAUUCAUACUGGAGAGAAGCCUUAUAAAUGUAAUGAAUGUGGGAAAGCCUAUACUCGAAACUCAUCCCUUUUCAUUCACCAGAGGAUUCAUACUGGGGAGAAGCCUUAUAAAUGUAAUGAAUGUGGGAAAGCAUUCACUCAAUACUCAACCCUUUCCAAACAUGAGAGAAUUCAUACUGGAGAGAAGCCUUAUAAUUGUAAUGAAUGUGGGAAAUCCUUCACUGAAAAGUCAACCCUUUUCACUCACCAGAGGAUUCAUACUGGAGAGAAGCCUUUCACAUGUAAUGAAUGUGGGAAAACAUUCAUUCAGAGAUCAGACCUUGUUAAGCACCAAAGGAUUCAUACUGGAGAGAAGCCUUAUAAAUGUGAGGAGUGUGGGAAAUCCUUCACUGAAAAGUCAACCCUUCUCACUCACCAGAGGAUUCAUACUGGAGAGAAGCCUUUCACAUGUAAUGAAUGCGGGAAAACAUUCAUUCAGAGAUCAGACCUUGUUAAACACCAGAGGAUUCAUACUGGAGAGAAGCCUCAUAAAUGUGAGGAGUGUGGGAAAGCCUUCACUGAAAUGUCAAAACUUAAAAUGCACCAGAAGAUUCAUAGUGGAGAGAAACCUUAUAAAUGUAAUAAAUGUGGGAAAGCCUUCACUGAGAGCUCGCACCUUUUGAAACACCAGAGGAUUCAUACUGGAGAGAAGCCUUAUAACUGUAAUGAGUGUGGGAAAGCCUUCAGUCAGAGCUCAAUCCUUAUUAGGCAUAUGAUGACUCAUACUGGAGAGAAGCCUUACAAAUGUAGUGAAUGUGGGAAAUCCUUCACUCAAAAGUCAAGCCUUUUCAUCCACCAGAAAAUUAACCCUGGAGAAAAGCCUUAUAAAUGUGCUGAAUGUGGGAAAGCCUUCAGUCAGUGCUCAGUGCUCUGUAAGCAUAUCUUGAUUCAUACUGGAGAGAAGCCUUAUAAAUGUAAUGAAUGUGGGAAAGCAUUCACUCAAUGCUCAAACCUUUUCAUUCACCAGAGGAUUCAUACUGGAGAGAAGCCUUAUAAAUGUAUUGAAUGUGGGAAAGCUUAUACUCGCAGCUCAACCCUUUUCAAACAUGAGAGAGUUCAUACUGGAGAGAAGCCUUAUAACUGUAAUGAGUGUGGGAAAGCCUUCAGUCAGAGCUCAAUGCUUUUUACACAUAUGAUGACUCAUAAUGGAGAGAAGCCUUACAAAUGUAGUCAAUGUAGGAAAGCCUUCACUCAAAAGUCAAGCCUUGUCAUUCACCAGAAAAUUCAUACUAGAGAGAAUCCUUAUAAGUGUAAGGAAUGUGGGAAAGCCUUCCGUCACUUUACCCUACUUAUUCAACAUCAGAAGGUUCAUGCUGGAAAGAAACGUUAUAAAUGUGAGGAAUGUGGGAAAGCCUUCUUUGAGAUUUCAAAACUUCAUAUACAUCAGAAGAUUCAUACUGGAGAGAAGCCUUAUAAGUGUAAAGAGUGUGGGAAAGCCUUCACUCAAAAUGCUACCCUUUUCAAACACCAGAGAAUUCAUACUGGAGAGAAACCAUAUAAAUGUAAUGAGUGUGGGAAAGCCUUCACUCAAAAAUCAACCCUCUCCAACCACCAGAGGAUUCAUACUGGAGAGAAGCCUUAUAAAUGUGAUGAGUGUGGGAUAGCCUUCAGUCAGAGGUCAACCCGGAUUAAACACCAGAGGAUUCAUACUGGAGAGAAACCUUAUAAAUGUAAUACAUGUGGGAAAGCCUUUGUGGAGAGAUCAAACCUUAUUCAACAUCAGAAGAUUCAUACUGGAGAGAAGCCUUAUAAAUGUAAUACUUGUGGGAAAGCCUUUAAUCAAAACUCAACUCUUUUCAACCACCAGAGAAUUCAUACUGGAGAGAAGCGGUAUAAAUGUGAGCAAUGUGGGAAAGCCUUUAGUCAGAGCUCAACCCUUAUUUCCCAUCAGAUGAUUCAUACUGGAGAAAAGCCUUAUACAUGUAGUGAAUGUGGGAAAGCCUUUCGUAAAAACUCAACACUAAAUGAGCACCAGAAAAUUCAUACUGAAGAGAAACCUUCUAAAAAUGAGAAAUGUGAGAAAGUCUGCAGUCAGAGCUCAACCCUUCUUUCACAUAAAAAAUCUCAUAAUAGAAAGAAGCCUUAUAAAUGUAGUCACUGUGGGAAGGCCUUUCCUAAAAACUCAAUACUUGUUAAACACCAGAGAAUUCAUACUGGAGAGAAGCCUUAUGAAUGUAAUAAAUGUGAGAAAGCCUUCACUCAGAGCUCCACCCUUAUUAAACACCAGAGAGUUCACACUGAAGAGAAGCCUUACCAAUGUAAUGAAUGUGGGAAGGCUUUCAAUCAAAAAUCCAACAUGAUACGCCAUCAGAGGACACACACUGGAGAGAAGCCUUACAAAUGCCGUGAAUGUGGGAAAGCCUUUAUGAGAAAGGUCCUCCUGAUCUUACACAAAAGGAAACAUAAUGGAGAGAAUGUGGAAAAGUAAAGGGUGUGGAAAAGCAUCUACUGAAUAGUUAAACCUUAUUGUACGUCUGGAGAUUCACCCUGGAUAGAGACCUUAUUAGUAUAAUGAAAACCUCCAUUCUGAGCUCAGCCUUUAAGGACAUUAUGUAAUUCAUACUGGAGAGAAGAAAGCCUAAAAAAUAUGGGGAUGCCUUCUUUUGCUUUUAAAUAGGAAAGGAUUCUUCUUGGAAAAUACCCACCCCCUUUAAAUGUAAUGAAUUUGGGAAAGUAUCCUAUGGCUGAUAUAUCAGAAAUGGAAGAAUGCAAAAUCAUUUGUUGCUUACAGUGGCCAAUUACUGGAUUAAGUCUUGGUAUAUAAAUAGUAAGAAAAGAUAGUCCAAUUAGAGCUGCCUCAAAGUGUUAUGGGGGAGGAGAUGUAACUGUGGGUAUUAGGACAAGUUUGGCGGUCACCUGCUAGGGAUGCUAGGCAUGGAUGGAAGGCAUUCUUGUCAGAAAUUGUUUGGAAUAAAUGUCUCUGAGGUAUCUCCUAUCUAGCUGUGAAAGCUCUUUCAACGUCCCCUAACUUUUCCUAGAAAUAGCAUCUCAUCUUUUUAAUACC
This is a messenger RNA of Phascolarctos cinereus (koala), 3966 nucleotides long. RefSeq lists its product as uncharacterized. Gene Ontology annotation, biological process: regulation of DNA-templated transcription. The record is from RefSeq and is a predicted model, not a curated record. NCBI's taxonomy places the organism in Eukaryota, Metazoa, Chordata, Mammalia, Diprotodontia, Phascolarctidae. Gene Ontology annotation, molecular function: RNA polymerase II cis-regulatory region sequence-specific DNA binding; DNA-binding transcription factor activity, RNA polymerase II-specific.